Camellia sinensis is the source of this 3619-nucleotide messenger RNA. RefSeq names its product U-box domain-containing protein 44. Gene Ontology annotation, biological process: cell surface receptor signaling pathway; protein ubiquitination. Gene Ontology annotation, molecular function: protein binding; ubiquitin-protein transferase activity. The record is from RefSeq and is a predicted model, not a curated record. Lineage: Eukaryota; Viridiplantae; Streptophyta; Magnoliopsida; Ericales; Theaceae.
UCAAUUCAACUGUCAUGUCACUACCGUUUUCAAGAAAUAGCUUUCUAGUAUUUUCCCGGAAAAACGCGGUCUUCUACCCAGAAAAGGGGUUUGGCUUGUUGAUUGGGCAACAGAUUUUUCCAGGAAAAUAUAUUAAAAAAAUACUCGCAGUGAUGUUCUUUCUAUUAGGGGAAACCAAAAGAAAAAUCACACAAAUCUGCGUUUUCUUUUGUGAAAAAGUGGCGGUCCUUUGGUUUCCAAGCACUUGCUGCUGGACAUGUUUUGAGAUUCACGGAGGUGGUUAGGCUGAUAAAAAAAGAGGAACAAUGCCAAAGUACGAAGAGGAUGCAUUAUGGUUUGAAAGCUUCAAUUUCUAGGUCAUGGACAUGAACCGCCCUCUCCGGUUUAAAUAGGGCAUUUGCAUAAAAUUGUGUCUGUCAUAAUGCAAUUCAUACCAAUCGGAACCGUCUUAACUUUGCUCACAAGCCAGGUCAUUAAAACAGCUGAAGCUGCAAAGGAUGUUGUUUUUGAAAAGGAGAGUUUCAAGGUCCUCUCAAAGCAUCUUUUUGACAUUGAGCGAGUCUUGAAGGAAUUGCAGCUUCAAAAGCUGAACGAUUCACAAGCUGCAAGGCAAGCUUUGGCGUUCCUCGAAGCCGAUGUCAAGAGGGCUAAUAAUCUUGUCGACAAGUACAAAAACCGAGCUCGUUUCUACUUGUUAGUCAAGUGUAGACACAUUGUGAAGGAGGUACAAGAUGUCACAAGGGAUAUUGGGAAGUCUUUAAAUACGUUAUCCCUAGCAAACACCGAAGUUCUUUCAGGGAUAUCAGAACAGGUGAAUAGGCUACAGAAUGAGAUGCAAAGAGCAGAAUUUGAAGCUUCUCAAUCACAACUUCAAAUUGUUGACAAGUUGAACCAGGGCUUGACAGAUCAGAAACUUGACCACAGUUUUGCUAAUGACAUGCUCAAAGAAAUAGCAAGGGCGGUUGGGGUACCGGUGGAGCACUCAGAGAUAAGCAAAGAGCUCGACAGCUUCAGGAGAGAGAAAGAAGAGGCUGCCUACAGGAAAGAAAGGGCUGAAGUUUUGUUCUUGGAGCAGAUUAUUGAGCUGCUUUCGAGGGCUGAUGCUGCAAGAGAUUACGAGGAAAUCACGAAUCAAUACUUCCAAAGACUUCAGGUCAUAGAGCGAUAUGAUCCGAAAGAAGAGUAUAUUAUGCCAUUUAAACCUUUCAUUUGUUGUAUAACUGGAACGGUGAUGGUUGAUCCGGUCAGCCUAUGCACCGGUACUGCUUGCGAGAGAACAGCCCUUGAAGCUUGGUUUGAGCGCGGAGAGAAAACUGAUCCAGAAACGGGGGAUUCGCUCGAAGAUUUUUCUUAUAGGUCCAAUCUUCAACUGAGACAAUCAAUUCAAGAAUGGAAAGAACUCAAUUACUGCAUCAAAAUUAGAUCUUGCAAGACAAAACUGCUAUUGGGCAUGGAUUGUUCUGUUGUAGAGACUCUAGACCAAAUCAAGGAACUUAUAAGUGAGAAUUCUAUCAACAAGGACUGGAUUUCCAUCGGAGGCCUUACUGAUAUUAUUAUCACAAUCCUUGGAAGCUUUCAGAAUACAGACGUGAAAGAAAAGAUAUUGAUUACUUUGAAAAAUAUCGUAGAAGGGAAUCCAAGAAAUAAGGAUAAAGUGGUUGAGUCCCAAGGGUUUGAUCACAUCAUUCCAUGCAUAGGAGCUGACUCGAGCAUAUCAAAUGCGGCGGUUGAGUUGCUAUAUGAGUUAUUGCAAGACAGAUCUGGUUGGAAUGGAUCUGUUUUAAGGAAACUUUGUCAGCAACAUAGUGCAAUCCAUUUCCUUGUUUGCUUUCUUAAAGGGCCAGUCAGGGAUUCAACAGAGAAAGCUGAAGAAAUAUUGAUGAAGCUUUGUGAUGAAGAUGAGGAGAACAUCAUUCGUGCCGCUGAGGCUGACUGGUAUAAACCACUUAUUGGUUGCAUAAUGCAAGGGCCAGAGUCAUCAAGGAUAUCCAUGGUGAGAGCACUUGUUAGUAUGGAACUGGUUGAAAGGAAUAUAGAUGUACUUGGUGAGGCAGGACUUAUACCUUUUUUGCUUGAAAUGUCAUCUGGCGAUGUCGAAUCAAAGGAAUUGUCUUUAUCAAUGCUGGUUAAGCUAUCGGGUUGCCAAGAAAACAAAAGGCGCAUUGCUGCUGCAGGCGGGGUUCCUCUUCUUCUGAAAUUGAUGUUUUCUUUCCGUCUCCGCACAAUCAUAAUUGCAAAAUGUUUAGAAGUCCUUGAAAAACUUGCUUCCAAUGGUGAUGGAACUAAAUUCUUUGUCGAUGAAAAUGGGAACCAACUUGAAUUAGAGCCAACCAUCGUCAACUUACUAGCUUUUCAGCAGAAUCCCAACUCGUCCUACAUUGUUCGGAGGCCUGCUCUGCGUGCCCUUCUUGGGAUUUGUCAAUCGGAAGCUGGGCUUGUUAAGACAGCAGUUCUUUCUGCAGAUGGUGUUUCUCUAGUUCUUCCUCUUCUUGAUGACUCUAAUCUUCAAAUCCGUGAAGUUGCCAUCAAUCUUCUCUUCCUCUUCUCACAACAUGAGCCACUAGGAGUUGUGGAGUACCUUCUCAAACCAAGAAGGCUCGAGGCGUUAGUGGAUUUUCUCGAACGCAACAGUAACAGUGAUGUACAAAAGGCUGCAGCUGGUUUACUAGCCAAUCUUCCAAAAUCAGAAGAAUUACUCACAAAGAAAUUGAUUGAAUCAGAUGGCCUGAAUGUAAUCCUAAAAAUCUUAAGAUCCGGGACCAUGGAAGCAAAAGAAAAUGCACUAAGUGCUCUCUUUAGGUUUACAGAUCCCACAAAUCUUGAGUCACAGCGAAUUGUGGUUGAACUAGGAGCAUACCCUUUGCUUGUGAAAUUUCUUGAGGAUGGUUCAAUAACAGCUAAGGCAAGAGCAGCUGCUCUCAUUGGCAAUCUUUCUACAAGUACUCCUAAACUUACUGUUGUAACCAAAAAAUUUGGCUGCUGUUGUUUCUGCCGUGCACGUGAUCGUAUAUGCUUAGCCCAUGGGGGUCCUUGCAGUAUAGCUACUACCUUUUGCAUGUUGGAGGCAAAAGUGUUGCCUAAAUUGGUCAAUCUCUUACAAGAGAAGGUUCAUGCAACGGCUUAUGAAGUAAUCCAGGCACUUUCAACUCUGGUUGGAGAAGAUUUUCCUCAGAGAGGGGCUAAUGUACUUCAUCAAGCCAAUGCCAUUCAACUCGUAUUGGAGGUAUUGAAUUGGGGAACGGAGUCUUUAAGGGAAGAGGCUUUGAAGCUGUUGGAGAAAGUUUUUCUCUCGAGGGAAAUGGUGGAGUUUUAUGGAUCAGUAGCAAGGUUAAGUCUUGUUCAGAUCACCGGUUGCAGUGUUAACGAGGGUGGGCAUCUUCAAAGGAAGGCAGCUAGUGUCUUGUCGCUUCUUGAACGGUAUUCUAGAUCGUCAAGAUCUCUAGUUCCGGGAUUAAGUAGAUGACAAUGCUUGUAAGGGUGGGCAUGCACAUUUACCAUGUCUAAAUGAAACCUUGAAGUGUAAUAUCCUGCACUUUCUGUAUAUUUGUUUCUGUUCUGUUGGAUAUGGAGACUAGUUUAUCAUUCUUCUUGUGUUGGAGCCAUUUUUAUGUAUCGUAAA